AUGACAAUGUCCACGGCAACGACAGCCACAACGCAGCAGACGGCGGUGCCAGACACCUCAAGUGUUGAGCGUCAUGGAUACCUGUUCGGCUACCCUAUCGCACACUCCAUGUCGCCGUUAUUUCACAACACCGUAUAUGCAGACCUUGGCCUGAACUGGAACCAGUUCUAUCUAGAGUCGACAGACAUGGAGCUGUUCCUAAGAGUCAGGCAGGACCCAAAGUUCUACGGCGCGUCGGUGACUAUGCCACACAAGAUGGCAAUUCUUCCACACCUGGACGAGAUCACAGAAGAGGGCAGGGAGGUCGGUGCGGUAAACACACUCUUCCUCAAGGAGGAUCCCACAACUGGAAAACGGAUAUUCUGCGGCACCAACACCGAUGUUGUCGGCGUACGAGAUGCUUUCGUCUGCAACGUCAAGGAUGCCGCGGCAAGCUAUGAAAACCGGCCAGCCAUGGUGGUGGGAGGCGGUGGUGCGGCCCGGAGCGCAGUCUACGCGCUAAGAAAGUGGAUGAAGGCUAGCAGGAUUUACCUUGUCAAUCGCGACCGCAACGAGGUCAAGGCAGUCAUUGACGAAUGCACAGCGAGGGGAUUCGGCGACUCGCUUAUCGACGUAUCGACCGCUGCGCAAGCCGAACAACUCGAGGGGGUUGGUGCAAUCGUGGCAUGCGUGCCAGACUUCCCACCCAAGACAGCCGAGGAGAAGGAGGCAAGAGCCGUGCUCGAGACCUUCCUGAACAAGCCACACAAGGGUGCGAUCCUAGAGAUGUGCUACCAUCCCUCGCCAUGGACGGAAAUCGCCGGCAUCAGUGAAAAGGCUGGGUGGCAGCUCAUCCUGGGCACGGAAGCUAUGAUUUACCAGGGCCUGGAGCAGGACAGGUACUGGACAGGCAAGUCGGUAUCUGAGCUGCCCAAGGCAAAGGUCCAGGCGGUCAUCGCGGCCAAGCUGGCUGAGGCACGACACUAG
Molecule: messenger RNA, 966 nt
Organism: Ascochyta rabiei
Lineage: Eukaryota; Fungi; Ascomycota; Dothideomycetes; Pleosporales; Didymellaceae
Product: Quinate/shikimate dehydrogenase (NAD(+))
Exons: 2
Coding region: 1-966 (321 amino acids)
Biological process (GO): shikimate metabolic process; chorismate biosynthetic process
Molecular function (GO): shikimate 3-dehydrogenase (NADP+) activity
Source: RefSeq, a predicted model, not a curated record